Messenger RNA from Drosophila serrata, 762 nucleotides. RefSeq names its product isochorismatase domain-containing protein 1. The record is from RefSeq and is a predicted model, not a curated record. Lineage: Eukaryota; Metazoa; Arthropoda; Insecta; Diptera; Drosophilidae.
AGGUCGCUAGUGCUUUCGCGCAAAAUUCAAACGUGGCAAACAUUCAUAAACUUUAUCUAACAAAUACUUCACUAUUUUCAUUACGAAAUUCGUAGAAAUAAUUAUGGCGAAGGCCUUCGGAUCAACUUUAUACCGCUUGGUGCCGGAGAAGACCGUCUUCAUGCUGUGCGACGUGCAGGAGAAGUUCAAACCGGCGAUACCGCUGCUGGGUGCGCUCAUCGAGAACACCGCCAAGCUGCUGGCGGCUGGCAAGGCCUUGGGAGUUCCCCUUCUGGUCACCGAGCAGUAUCCCGAGAAGUUGGGCAAGACGGUCUCCGAACUGAACAUAGAACAUGCCUGCACCAAUGUUGCCAAGACCAAGUUCUCCAUGCUGGUGGAUCCCAUCCACAAAAGCAUGGCUGAACUCUACGGUGGCAAGCCCAAGACGGCGGUGCUCUUUGGCGUGGAGACCCAUGUGUGUGUGGAACAGACUGCCUUUGAUUUGAUAAAUGAGCAAAUUGACGUCUGGCUGGUGGCCGAUUGCUGCGCCUCGCGGCUCAACCAGGAUCGGGAUCUGGCCAUGGAGCGACUGCGUCACAUCGGCUGCACCAUUGCCAGCUCGGAGAGCGUGAUCUUUAACCUGCUGGGCGACAAGGAACACAAGGCUUUCAAGGAGAUUACUAAGCGUAAAAAGGUCUCUGCGGACAUGGAGCUUUGGCGGCCGGGGAAAUGAUCCCGGCGGCUCCUUUUAUGUCAACUUCUUCUUCUUUUGCUUAUUAAACG